AUGGCAAACGUAAGAUUCAGAAUAUAUAAGGAUAACCCCAAUAAAUACAAAAACAAUUUUAGAAAACGGAUUGGGAUUGUGCCUUUAAAGGUGAAAAGUCAUCAGUUUACAAAUAUUCAAAGAAAAAAAGAAUCCUUGAAAGACAAAGAAAGACAACAAUUAAAGAGCAAAAAGGCAGCAUUCUCAAUCACAGAAAAUGAGUUAAUAGAGUUACCAGGAACUGUUACACCGCCAACACCUUUAAUAACACCAGAUUCCACUAUGAGGGAUUCGGAUGUUCAAUAUACUUCGACACCUAAUAAAUAUAAAUUUUCAGAAAGAGUUUGCAAUGUUUCAAAGAUAAAUCAGCUAUUAGGCAAAUCAGCUGUUCCCAUAUUCCAAAAGCAUGUCAGCUUUAAGCCGCAAAGAAACUAUGAAAUGAUCCCUUUAAAAUACGACUUGAAGAAAAGACAAAAGUGGAUGAAAAUAUGCUUCUUGCAAGCCAAAAAGGCUGCACGUAAAAACAAAAGAAAGUUUCCGGUCACUUUGAUAAUUGAUUUUCACAGAGAUGGUGAUCUUAUCAGUUAG
This is a messenger RNA of Brettanomyces bruxellensis, 567 nucleotides long. RefSeq lists its product as uncharacterized. The transcript has a single exon. Bases 1 to 567 code for a protein of 188 amino acids. The record is from RefSeq and is a predicted model, not a curated record. NCBI's taxonomy places the organism in Eukaryota, Fungi, Ascomycota, Pichiomycetes, Pichiales, Pichiaceae.